ACUUCCGGUUUCGUCAGCGGAAGCCGUGACUGGAUCUGGCUGAGUUGCCGUGCGGCCGGCUUGGUCACUAUGGAGGAGAUCGGCAUUUUGGUGGAGAAGGCUCAGGAUGAGAUUCCAGCACUGUCAGUAUCCCGGCCGCAGACUGGCCUGUCCUUCCUUGGCCCCGAGCCUGAAGACCUGGAGGACUUGUACAGCCGCUACAAGAAGCUGCAGCAAGAGCUGGAGUUCUUAGAGGUGCAGGAGGAAUACAUCAAGGAUGAGCAGAAGAACCUGAAGAAGGAAUUCCUCCAUGCCCAGGAGGAAGUGAAACGGAUCCAGAGUAUCCCCCUGGUCAUUGGACAGUUUCUGGAGGCUGUGGAUCAGAAUACAGCCAUUGUGGGCUCCACCACAGGCUCCAACUACUACGUGCGCAUCCUGAGCACCAUCGACCGAGAGCUGCUCAAGCCCAACGCCUCGGUGGCCCUCCACAAGCACAGUAAUGCCCUGGUGGACGUGCUGCCGCCCGAGGCCGACAGCAGCAUCAUGAUGCUCACCUCAGACCAGAAGCCAGACGUGAUGUACGCUGACAUCGGGGGCAUGGACAUCCAGAAACAGGAGGUGCGGGAAGCCGUAGAGCUCCCUCUCACCCACUUUGAGCUGUACAAGCAGAUCGGCAUCGACCCUCCUCGCGGCGUCCUCAUGUACGGCCCACCCGGCUGCGGGAAGACCAUGCUGGCAAAGGCUGUGGCGCAUCACACGACAGCUGCGUUUAUCCGCGUUGUUGGCUCCGAGUUUGUGCAGAAGUACCUGGGAGAGGGCCCCCGCAUGGUCCGAGAUGUGUUCCGCCUGGCCAAGGAGAACGCGCCUGCCAUCAUCUUCAUAGACGAGAUCGAUGCCAUCGCCACCAAGAGAUUCGACGCCCAGACGGGCGCUGACAGGGAGGUGCAGAGAAUCCUGCUAGAACUGCUAAAUCAAAUGGAUGGAUUCGACCAGAACGUCAACGUCAAGGUGAUCAUGGCAACGAACAGAGCAGACACCCUGGAUCCCGCCUUGCUGCGGCCGGGACGCCUGGACCGGAAAAUUGAAUUUCCUCUCCCUGAUCGCCGCCAGAAGCGACUGAUUUUCUCCACCAUCACCAGCAAGAUGAAUCUGUCGGAGGAGGUUGACCUGGAAGAUUAUGUGGCCCGGCCAGAUAAGAUCUCUGGAGCCGAUAUCAACUCCAUCUGUCAGGAGAGUGGAAUGUUGGCCGUGCGAGAGAACCGCUACAUCGUUCUGGCCAAGGACUUUGAGAAAGCCUACAAGACCGUCAUCAAGAAGGACGAACAGGAGCAUGAGUUUUACAAGUGACCCCUCCCCGUGUUCCCCCUGAUCUCCCCAGGGACCUGUGUUUUCUCUGUUCAAGGUGUAGUCAGUAAAUAAACUCGAUCGAAUCCCGUUUCA
Molecule: messenger RNA, 1419 nt
Organism: Echinops telfairi (small Madagascar hedgehog)
Lineage: Eukaryota; Metazoa; Chordata; Mammalia; Afrosoricida; Tenrecidae
Gene: PSMC4
Product: proteasome 26S subunit, ATPase 4
Exons: 11
Coding region: 70-1326 (418 amino acids)
Biological process (GO): proteasome-mediated ubiquitin-dependent protein catabolic process
Cellular component (GO): proteasome regulatory particle, base subcomplex
Molecular function (GO): proteasome-activating activity; ATP binding; ATP hydrolysis activity
Source: RefSeq, a predicted model, not a curated record